Messenger RNA from Abrus precatorius (Indian licorice), 877 nucleotides. RefSeq names its product dirigent protein 22-like. The coding region runs from base 104 to 676 and encodes 190 amino acids. The record is from RefSeq and is a predicted model, not a curated record. The transcript has a single exon. Lineage: Eukaryota; Viridiplantae; Streptophyta; Magnoliopsida; Fabales; Fabaceae.
UGCUUCAUCCACUCUAUAAGAGAUUCCAAAACUUCUAUCUCUUCUCAUUGCUUUUACAUUCCCUAAUCUUUGGGUCUUCAGCAUCACCACCUCCAUUAUCUCUAUGGCCAAACCCAAAACCCUAAUUUCUAUUUUCAUCGUUACCCUCCUCUUCUCCUCACUAGUUACUGCCAAAUCCUCACGUUUCUACCGAAGCAUUCCUCCGACGUCUUUGGGCCUCCAAAAGGAGAAGCUCAGCCACCUUCACUUCUUCUUCCACGACAUUGUCAGCGGCCCAAAGCCCACCGCGGUCAAAGUGGCCGAGGCCCACAUGACCAACACUUCCUCCACCUUUUUCGGUCUCAUGGUGAUGACCGACGACCCAUUGACUGUCGGCCCCGAACCUGGCUCCAAACUCGUGGGAAAGGCCCAAGGAAUUUACGGCUCUGCGGCCCAGGACGAGUUGGGGUUGUUGAUGGUCAUGAACUUGGCGUUCAUGGAGGGGAAAUACAAUGGCAGCACACUCAGUUUGUUGGGGCGAAAUGCGGUGUUCUCCGCCGUCAGGGAAAUGCCAAUCGUUGGCGGAAGCGGUGCUUUCCGAUUCGCACGUGGUUAUGCUCAGGCCAAGACUCACACUGUUGACUUAAAAACAGGGGAUGCUGUUGUGGAGUACAACGUCUACGUGUUCCAUUAUUAACCACUGCUCCAUACAGCAUAAUUCUAAUAUCGGAUUCUUGUCUUUACUUUCUCCUCUUCUUUUAUUAUUAGAUAGAUUUGGCGUUCUUGGAAUAAGAAGUUGUCAUAAUUCUUUCUAUGAUUUCACGUGUCUUACUUUGGUUAAAGGUAAUGGCUUAAAAACGAUUAUGACUUGUGUUAUCAUAUUAGCAUUGGCAUUUAU